CCGCAACGUCAGUUGCUCUCGUGCUUCUAGCGAAAGGGAAAAUGUCGGCGUAUUAGUGGGGUUUUGUUGUGCCACUAGAGAGUGACUUUUGGCUACUGUUUCCCAAACGGAUCUCAUCGAAGAAAAUCUCAAGAUUGUUACGGCUUUGGAAAGAGUCAGCAUCGUUCAGUUUGCCAGUAAAUGGCGUAUAAGUCCUAUCGGGUACGCUUAGUACUUUAAAUCAGGUUUGAUUCCGACGUGAACCAGUCGCAGAGUCCGCCGUCGGUUCUAGCGGAGGAAGGACAGAAAUAGGGAAGGCAAGAGCAAUAUGUCGAUGCAGUUGGCGAUGUCAGUGGCAAAGAAUGAAUUUAUCGUGGGUGGCAAAUACAGGCUGUUGAGAAAGAUUGGCUCGGGAUCCUUUGGCGACAUUUACCUCGGUAUCAACAUCUCUAAUGGUGAGGAGGUUGCUGUUAAAUUGGAAAGCGUACGUGCACGACAUCCACAACUCCUGUAUGAGUCAAAGUUAUAUAAAAUUUUGCAUGGUGGUAUAGGAAUACCUCAUAUACGUUGGUAUGGACAAGAACGAGAGUAUAAUGUACUUGUCAUGGACCUUCUUGGUCCAUCUCUUGAAGAUCUUUUCACUUUUUGUACCAGAAGAUUCACAAUAAAAACAGUCUUAAUGUUGGCAGACCAAAUGAUUGGUAGGAUUGAAUAUGUUCAUUGCAAACAUUUUAUUCAUAGAGACAUCAAACCAGACAAUUUUUUAAUGGGUAUUGGCCGUCAUUGUAACAAACUCUUUCUUAUUGAUUUUGGAUUAGCUAAAAAGUAUAGAGAUAGUCGUACAAGACUGCAUAUAAUGUAUCGAGAAGACAAAAAUUUAACAGGUACAGCAAGGUAUGCGUCAAUUAAUGCACAUCUUGGAAUAGAACAGAGCCGUCGUGAUGAUAUGGAAUCACUCGGUUAUGUGCUUAUGUAUUUCAAUCGCGGAUCUUUGCCUUGGCAAGGACUUAAAGCUGCUACCAAAAAGCAGAAAUAUGAAAAAAUAAGUGAAAAGAAAAUGUCCACGCCUGUGGAAGUUUUAUGUAAGGGAUUUCCUGCUGAAUUCGCGAUGUAUUUAAAUUAUACACGAGGUUUACGUUUCGAAGAAAGCCCAGAUUAUAUGUAUCUUCGUCAACUGUUCCGUAUACUUUUCCGUACAUUGAAUCAUCAAUAUGAUUAUACUUUUGAUUGGACUAUGUUGAAACAAAAAAGUUGUGUUGUUGGAGGAUCUGCAGGUGGUCCAAGUCAACCUACAUCAAAUACUCAGGGACAGGGACAAGCCCAAGCUCAGCCACCCGCUCAGACCAACGCUCAACCAGGUAAAGGAUAAAACUAUAAUUACUUGUCAUUGCAUCAAUCCUAUUUGCAGUCACUAAAGUGUCCAAGAUCAGGUACUCAACUUUGUACGAAUGCCAUGCAAAGAGUCAAAUCAAUCAAUCCUCUAAGUUUACAUUAAGGAGGAGAUUUACGAUUACAAGCGUAUCGUACACGAGUAAAGGACAAUGCCACGGAUACACGUUUGUGAAUUCGCUGAUUAGUGAAAACUUCAGUGUAUUCUCAGUGCUUAGAGUUUUGGUUGAUCCACCUCUUUGGGCUUAAAAUCCAAGUGAGAUCAGCCAGAGGUGGCUUGUUCUUAUUUUGUUAUUACCUAUUUAAUUCACCGUUGAUAAUAAUUGAAAUAAAGGUUUUGAUGCCCCGAAGACCUUUGUAAAAGAUUACACGUAACGGUGUAAUGUGUGAUUUAAUCGAAACUCCGACAAACAAUUUUCAUAGAAAGAAAGAGAGAACGUUUUGACUAUUCUUGAACAUUCGGGGUAAUUAAUUGAGUACGUCGUAUAAAAUUUUAUAUCUAUUCUACAAAUAGAGAAAAGAAUGUAAGGAUGAGUGAAUGAUUAUGUGAGAGUAUGAAGAAAAUAUAUAAGUGUACUGAGAGAUAAAUACAGUUUGUUGCUUCCUGA
Frieseomelitta varia is the source of this 1976-nucleotide messenger RNA. It is a transcript of the gene CkIalpha, whose product is annotated as casein kinase I. Bases 308 to 1348 code for a protein of 346 amino acids. Gene Ontology annotation, molecular function: protein serine/threonine kinase activity; ATP binding. Lineage: Eukaryota; Metazoa; Arthropoda; Insecta; Hymenoptera; Apidae. The record is from RefSeq and is a predicted model, not a curated record. Gene Ontology annotation, biological process: signal transduction; peptidyl-serine phosphorylation; negative regulation of canonical Wnt signaling pathway. The transcript has 6 exons. Gene Ontology annotation, cellular component: cytoplasm; nucleus.